This is a messenger RNA of Meira miltonrushii, 480 nucleotides long. RefSeq lists its product as uncharacterized. The record is from RefSeq and is a predicted model, not a curated record. The transcript has a single exon. Lineage: Eukaryota; Fungi; Basidiomycota; Exobasidiomycetes; Exobasidiales; Brachybasidiaceae. The coding region runs from base 1 to 480 and encodes 159 amino acids.
AUGAAGCUGGUCUUAUUCGUCUUAUUAUCAAGUACGUUAGAGAUCCUUUUGACAUUCUGUGAAGACAUACCAGCAUCGCAAUUACCGUUUCCCAAAAGAGAUGGCGGAAUUGCCACUGUGAGCCAAAAGAACGUUCACGAUCUAAGCGGCGGCACGAGUGUUGCCACUGGGCCAGCACCAAAGAAGCUUCGAGCGGGAACUCGAUCAUUCGAGAAUGAAGAACAUAUGCGAAAAUCUUUUAGUGAAAUAGGUCGAAAAGGCGGUUUAGCAACCAGUCAAGCUUAUCUCAAAGCAGCAGGUGGCAAUCCUCGUUUGGCGAAAAAGUUACGAUCAAACGCAGCUAAAGAUAGUAUGAAAGCACGUCAAGAAAUUCAUUCCAAAGAAGCUGGAAUGGCUAGAUAUCAACAAUCAAAUGAUGCUUAUAGGGCACGCUUCGAAGCUUCUGCACUUAAAGCGAAGGAGAAAGGUCUGUCACCAUGA